Molecule: messenger RNA, 1058 nt
Organism: Pneumocystis murina B123
Lineage: Eukaryota; Fungi; Ascomycota; Pneumocystomycetes; Pneumocystales; Pneumocystaceae
Exons: 1
Coding region: 77-1030 (317 amino acids)
Source: RefSeq, a predicted model, not a curated record
CCAGCCUUUGUAAAAUUUAAUAAUUGAUCCUGGAAAUAUAUCUGAAUAUUACUUUGAAGCUUUUAUAAGUUGUAUUAUGGAGGGACCUUCGUUUAAUUCAUUGUUUAAUACAUGUGAUCAAAAGGAAAUGACAGUUCUUAAAACAAAAGAAAAAAAUGUAUGCAAUAAGUCAAUUGAGUCUGGAAAGAUAUAUGAAUUACAGGAUAAAUUAUUAAUUUCUAAAAAAGAGCAAAAUUUGCCUGAUUCUAUGACAAUAACAAAAUUGCCAAAAGAAAUGAAGCAGAAUUCAAUAAAUUUAACAGGAUUUGUCUCUUCUAUUAUUAAUAGUGUUAAAGGUGCAUGGAUAAAAGCUAAAAAAGACUAUAAGAAGUCUUUAAGAAAACAAACCAAGCUUCGGCAUUUAAAGAAAUACUCAAAUUCAGAUUUCUUAAAAGUCAAAAAGACUGCACUUAAAGCACGAAAACGUUUGAAACAUGCUGAAAUAGAUAAAGAAAACGUAUCAUGUAUAUAUACUGAGCCAAUUACAUUUCAAUCGUGUGUUGAAAAAUCGCCUGUUUGUGAACUUAAAUCUCCUGAUAUACCUAUGUCUAUUGACAUAAAUGGUCCAAAUUUAGAUAAUUCUUUAACGAUUUCAGAUUCUAUGGAUAAGGAUCUUAAAGGUCCAGAACUAGUCAAAACAAAUGACUUAUACUGCUCUUUUGAAUCUUUAAAGGAAGAAUUUGAAAAAACAAAAAAGCGACUUCAAAUCUUUGAACAAAAGUAUGGACCAUUUGAACAACUUUUUCCUAAUGUCGAACACAAAGAGACAUUGGAAAUAUUUAAUACUCCUAAAACACAAAAUCAAACAAUGGUCGAUUUGGCAUCUUCAAUUCCUUCUAUUUCCAAAGAUAUUUCAACUUCUAUAGAUAAUUUAUCUAACUUUAAUCAGACUAAAAAUUAUCAACUUUUAGAUGAAGAUCCUUCUCUUGAAAUAUUGUCACCUGUUAUCUUACAAAAUAAAAAUGUUAGUUACAAUACCGAAAUUGCUUAAUUUCUAUUUUAUGCUUUUAUAUAUUAUU